This is a messenger RNA of Morus notabilis, 5286 nucleotides long. RefSeq names its product DNA helicase INO80. Gene Ontology annotation, cellular component: Ino80 complex. The coding region runs from base 232 to 4839 and encodes 1535 amino acids. Gene Ontology annotation, biological process: DNA repair. Gene Ontology annotation, molecular function: histone binding; ATP hydrolysis activity; ATP-dependent chromatin remodeler activity. The record is from RefSeq and is a predicted model, not a curated record. Lineage: Eukaryota; Viridiplantae; Streptophyta; Magnoliopsida; Rosales; Moraceae. The transcript has 23 exons.
CACCAUCCAACCUUAUCCUACGCACCCCCAUUCCCCAACGCCAUUCCCUUUCCCUUUCUCUCUCUUCUUCUCAUCUUCAUCUCCACCUCUUCGGUUUUCGCUAGGGUUAGGGUUAGGGUUUCCUUCUUCUUCUCCUUCUUCUUCUUCUUCUUCUUCCUCGUCUUCUUCUUCGUCUUCUGUUCGCUUCUCUCUGUUUGUCGCCCAAUUCUCCAUGCCCAAUUCUUCGCGCUCAUGGACCACCACCGAAGGCAAUCCAAGGACUCCGUCUCCUACUCUAAUCUCUUCAAUCUCGAGUCUUUAGUGAACUUUCAACUUCCACAACCAGAUGAUGACUUUGAUUAUUAUGGAAAUAGUAGUCAGGAUGAGAGUAGAGGUAGCCGAGGUGGAGCAAUUGCAAACCAAGGUAAUGGGCUAGUUUCAGGGGAGUUUAACUCAAGAAAAAGACGGAGGUCGCAGAACAGCGAAUACGACGACGGGGAGAACUAUUACACCACACACAUUACAGAGGAACGGUAUCGAUCAAUGCUUGGAGAACACAUUCAGAAGUAUAAGAGGAGGUUCAAGGAUUCCUCCGCAAGCCCUGCCCCGACCAAGAUGGGAGUUCCGAUGCCAAAGAGUAACUUGGGCUUGAAAGGUAGGAAGUUGAGGAAUGAGCAACGGGGAGGGUUUCUCGAAUCGGAAACUACACCGGAUUGGCUCAAUGAUGUUAAUCCUCCGAAAACGGGGAACUUCCGCCAAGCAGAUUUUGCUCCGCCAAAUGACAUCGAUAGAACAAUGUAUGAGCCUCCUUAUCUGGAUAUUGGGGAUGGAAUCACCUACAAGAUUCCUCCAACUUAUGACAAGCUGGCAACUUCCUUGAACUUGCCAAGCUUUUCUGAUAUUCGAGUGGAGGAAAUUUACUUAGAAGGCACAUUGGAUUUAGGGUCCUUAGCAGCAAUGAUGUCUACUGAUAAAAGGUUUGGACAUAAAAACCACGCGGGUAUGGGCGAGCCCCAUCUGCAGUACGAUUCUCUUCAUUCAAGAUUGAUGGCAAUGCCAGCUUCUAAUUCAGCUCAGAAGUUCAAUCUAGAAGUCUCUGAUAUAGUAAAUUCGUCCAUCCCAGAGGGGGCAGCUGGAAAUAUUAAGAGGUCUAUUCUGUCUGAGGGUGGUGUUUUGCAGGUCUACUAUGUGAAAGUUUUAGAGAAAGGCGAUACAUAUGAGAUAAUUGAAAGAAGCUUACCUAAGAAGCAAAAAGCAAAGAAAGAUCCUUCUGUAAUUGAGAGGGAGGAAAGGGAGAAGAUUGGAAAAUUUUGGAUAAACAUUGUAAGACGAGACAUACCGAAGCAUCAUAGGAAUUUUACAACCUUUCACAGGAAGCAACUAAUUGAUGCAAAGAGGGUUUCAGAAAGCUGUCAGAGAGAGGUGAAACUAAAAGUGAGUAGAUCACUUAAAUUGAUGAAGAGUGCUGCAUUUCGCACAAGGAGGUUAGCCAGAGAUAUGUUGCUCUUUUGGAAGAGAGUAGAUAAAGAGAUGGCAGAAGUGAGGAAAAGGGAAGAGAGAGAAGCUGCUGAAGCCCUGAGGCGUGAACAGGAGCUUCGAGAAGCAAAGAGACAGCAACAAAGGCUGAAUUUUCUUAUUCAACAAACUGAGCUUUACAGCCACUUUAUGCAGAAAAAGUCAAGCGCACAGCCAUCUGAAGCUGCACUUCUAGGGGAUGAGGAAAUAAAAGAGCAAGAAGUGCUUAUGAGCUCUUCAGUUGAGGAGGAUGAUCCUGAAGAGGCUGAGUUGAAGAGAGAGGCUUUGAGAGCUGCUCACGAUGCUGUCUCUAAGCAGAAAACACUAACAAGUGCAUUUGAUACUGAAUGUCGUAGGUUGCGCCAGGAUGGUGAACCUGAGAUUCCACAGGAGGUUCCUGGAGCUAGUAAUAUAGAUCUACAUCAUCCUUCUACCAUGCCAGUGACAUCAACUGUUCAAACACCACAGAUGUUUAGAGGUUCUCUUAAAGAGUAUCAGCUAAAAGGUCUUCAGUGGCUUGUUAAUUGUUAUGAGCAGGGUUUAAAUGGAAUUCUUGCCGAUGAAAUGGGCCUUGGAAAGACCAUACAAGCCAUGGCAUUUUUGGCUCAUUUAGCCGAGGAAAAGAAUAUAUGGGGGCCUUUUUUGGUUGUUGCUCCUGCAUCUGUAUUGAAUAACUGGGCUGAUGAAAUUAGUCGUUUUUGCCCUGAACUGAAAACUCUUCCAUAUUGGGGUGGGGUUCAAGACCGUGCAGUACUUAGAAAGAAAAUCAACCCAAAGACUCUUUACCGUAGGGAUGCUGGGUUUCAUAUCCUUAUUACCAGCUACCAGUUGCUAGUUUCUGAUGAGAAGUAUUUUCGGCGUGUAAAAUGGCAAUAUAUGGUGUUGGAUGAAGCCCAAGCAAUUAAAAGUUCAAACAGUAUAAGAUGGAAGACACUGCUUAGUUUUAAUUGCCGAAAUAGAUUGCUGCUGACUGGUACACCUAUCCAAAAUAAUAUGGCAGAGUUGUGGGCCCUUCUCCAUUUCAUUAUGCCAACGUUAUUUGACAGCCACGAACAGUUUAAUGAGUGGUUUUCUAAAGGAAUUGAGGGCCAUGCAGAACAUGGUGGCACCUUGAACGAGCACCAACUUAACAGAUUGCAUUCUAUAUUAAAGCCUUUCAUGCUACGUCGAGUUAAAACAGAUGUAGUUUCGGAGCUAACUAGUAAAACCGAGAUCAUGGUACAUUGCAAAUUGAGUUCUCAACAACAAGCUUUUUAUCAAGCUAUCAAGAACAAGAUAUCUCUUGCCGAGUUGUUCGACAGCAAGCGUGGACAUCUUAAUGAGAAGAAAAUUCUUAAUUUAAUGAACAUCGUCAUUCAGUUAAGAAAGGUUUGCAACCAUCCUGAGCUAUUUGAGAGGAGUGAAGGGAGCACGUACUUCUACUUUGGUGAGAUACCUAAUUCUCUUCUACCCCCUCCCUUUGGGGAAUUGGAGGACGUACACUACUCAGGGGGUCAUAAUCCUAUUAUAUUCAAGGUCCCAAAACUUGUCUACAUAGAUGUUCUGCAAAAACGUGACAUAUCUACUUCAGCAGUUGUACGUGGUAUCAGCAGAGAAUCCUUCGAGAAAUAUUUUAAUAUAUAUUCUCCAGACAAUGUUUAUAGAUCCAUAUUUGCAAAUGAGAAUCGGUCAGAUGGCUUGUCUGUUGAAAGUGGAUCUUUUGGUUUUACUCACCUGAUGGAUCUGUGUCCCGCUGAGGUUGCAUUUCUGGGAACCAGUUCUUUUAUGGAGUGCCUAAUGUUUUCUCUUACGAGAUGGGACCGGCAGUUUUUGGAUGGAAUAAUAGAUUCAUUUAUGGAAACUGUGGAUGAUGAUCAUGAACUCGGUUACCUUGAGAGUGGAAAAGUGAGAGCUGUUACACGAAUGUUGCUUAUGCCAUCAAAAUCUGCAACUAAUUUGCUUCAGAGGAAAUUCACAACAGGGCCUGGUGAUGCUCCUUUUGAGGCUUUAAUUGUCUCUCAUGAGGACAGGCUUCUGUCAAACAUCAUACUUCUUCAUUCAGUUUACACAUUCAUCCCUAAGACUAGAGCUCCCCCUGUUGAUGCACAUUGUUCUGACAGGAACUUUGCUUACAAAAUUAAUGAUGAACGACAUUGUCCUUGGGUUAAGAGGUUGUUUGUGGGGUUUGCACGGACAUCUGACUGUAAUGGGCCCAAAAUGCCAGAUUCUCCUCAUCAUUUAAUUCAGGAGAUUGAUUCUGAAUUACCUGUUUCACAACCGGCCCUUCAGUUGACGUACACGAUUUUUGGCUCUUCUCCUCCUAUGCAAAGCUUUGACCCAGCAAAAUUGCUGACAGACUCGGGAAAACUUCAAACACUUGAUAUAUUGUUGAAACGCUUGAGAGCAGAAAAUCACCGUGUUCUUUUAUUUGCUCAAAUGACGAAGAUGCUGAAUAUUCUUGAGGACUACAUGAACUAUAGGAAAUAUAAAUAUCUCAGACUCGAUGGAUCCUCCACUAUAAUGGACCGCAGGGACAUGGUCAGGGACUUUCAGCUUCGGAGUGACAUUUUUGUGUUCUUGCUAAGUACAAGAGCUGGUGGACUUGGCAUUAAUUUGACUGCUGCCGACACUGUCAUAUUCUAUGAAAGUGAUUGGAAUCCAACUUUGGAUUUACAGGCAAUGGAUAGAGCUCACAGAUUGGGUCAAACCAAAGAUGUUACUGUGUACCGAUUAAUUUGUAAAGAAACAGUUGAAGAGAAGAUUCUUCACAGAGCAAGUCAGAAAAAUACCGUCCAGCAGCUUGUGAUGACAGGCGGACAUGUUCAGGGUGAUCUCUUGGCUCCUGAGGACGUUGUAUCUCUACUUCUGGAUGAUGCCCAGUUGGAGCAAAAAUUGAGAGAGAUUCCGUUGCAGGUAAAGGAUAGACAGAAGAAAAAACAAACAAAGGGUAUUCGGGUAGAUGCAGAAGGUGAUGCGUCUUUGGAGGAUGUGGAUUUAACAAGUAAUGGAUCUCAGGCUGCUGGAUAUGAGGACUCCCCGGAUCGGGAGAGAGCCAAAUCCAGCAACAAGAAGAGAAAAGCUGCUGAGAGUUCAAAAUCAAGGAAUGCUCAAACGGCAGAUGAACCAAACUCCAUGUCAAUGGACUUCGAUUUUGAUGAUACCCCUCAAAAUACAGAUUCAAUGCCAAAAUCUAAGAGGCCUAAGAGGCCUAAGAAGAGUGUAAAUGAAAACCUUGAGCCCGUGUUUACGCCGACCGUAGUUCCAGAGCAGUCCCAAUAUCCGUCAUCAUUGCCCGAGGCAAGUUCCGGUGGUACCAAAGCACAAGCGGGCGAAGAUGGCUCCACUCACAACAACUCAUUUACUUGAGAUACAAGUCUUGAGAUUUUUUUUAUCAAGCUCGGCAAUUUUUUUGGUAGGAGGCUGCAAAUAUUUCUCUUUCUGAGUGUGUUUAUUUUCCAGGUCUGUUUUCAUUGUUCCAUUUUGGCGAAGUGACAAUGGUAAUAGACUAAGGGAAAGAAAUCAUGCUCCGUAAGUAUAUUAGUUUUGUCUAUAUUAGUUCUAUUAAUCGGUCUACUCCCAUGAAAUUACAAAGAUAAGAUACAGAUGGAAUCACUCUGUACUCUGGCAAUAUUUGAUGGGAAGUUAUAAUCUUGAUAUUUUGCUAAUAGCUCAUAUCAAGGGGCUUGGUUCGGGAAACUUUGCGCGCAAGAUAAUCUGCACGGAAUUUCAAAAUACAACUUCCUCUCUUGUUGCUUUAGAUGUAAAAGAUUUCAUAUUUUAAUUACAGUGAAAUAAUGCAAAAUAUGAGGUUAU